This is a messenger RNA of Pezoporus occidentalis (night parrot), 2455 nucleotides long. RefSeq names its product 3-mercaptopyruvate sulfurtransferase-like. Gene Ontology annotation, cellular component: mitochondrion. The record is from RefSeq and is a predicted model, not a curated record. NCBI's taxonomy places the organism in Eukaryota, Metazoa, Chordata, Aves, Psittaciformes, Psittacidae. Gene Ontology annotation, molecular function: thiosulfate-cyanide sulfurtransferase activity. The transcript is spliced from 4 exons. The coding region runs from base 212 to 1177 and encodes 321 amino acids.
CAUUCCAGGCACACUGCUGUACCAGCUGUCCCCACUGCAGAGGACUUCUCCCACCCCUGCUGCUUCCAUGUCCAGUGUUUGACCCAGGGUGUGGACUGGGGGAUCCUGGAGCCAACUGACUGCAGACCUUUGCUACUAUUUCCUCCUCCAGCUUUAAAACCAACCACAAGGAAAGCGUUCUGUGGGGGCACUGGGAUCUGAAUGCCCAACUAUGGAUCCCUUAAGUGUGGUCAAUUCAAGCAGACCCCAGAAAUCAGGUAAUCUUGGCCAGGACUCAGGAGCAAUGUCGCAACAACUCCUCUACCGUGCUCUGGUGUCUGCAAAAUGGCUUGCAGAAGCCAUCAAGUCCCAACAAGCUGGUCUGGCCUUGAGAAUCUUGGAUGCAUCCUGGUAUUUGCCAAAGAUGAAGCGUGACCCGAAGCGGGAAUUCGAGGAACGCCAUAUCCCUGGGGCAGUUUUCUUUGACAUUGACCAGUGCAGCGACCGUACUUCACCUUAUGACCACAUGCUGCCCAAAGCUGAUGACUUUGCCGAGUAUGUGGGGAAGCUGGGUGUAGGGAAUGAUUCCCAUGUUGUGGUGUAUGAUGGCAGCGACCAAGGCCUCUUCUCAGCGCCCCGGGUGUGGUGGAUGUUCCGGGCCUUUGGACAUGAAGCCGUCUCCCUUCUGGAUGGUGGCCUGAAGAACUGGCAGCGAGAGGGGAAUGCGCUGAGCUCUGGGAAAAGCCAGGUAGCUCCCUCUGAGUUCCAUGCCUCCUUGGACAAGUCCCUGGUGAAAACGUAUGAGGACGUCUUGGAUAAUUUGGAUUCCCACCGCUUCCAACUAGUGGAUGCACGCGCUGCGGGACGAUUUCGGGGAGUAGAGCCAGAGCCCCGAGAUGGAAUUGAGCCUGGUCAUGUCCCUGGGUCGACGAGCAUCCCCUUCACUGAUUUCCUGACAGAGUCUGGCUUAGAGAAGACCCCUGAGCAGAUCCGCAGUCUGUUCCAGGAGAAGAAGGUGGACCUCUUGAAGCCACUGGUAGCCACGUGUGGCUCUGGUGUCACUGCCUGCCAUGUGGCUCUAGGGGCAUACCUCUGUGGCAAACCAGAUGUUGCUGUGUAUGAUGGGGCCUGGGUGGAAUGGUACAUGCGGGCACAGCCUGAAAACAUUAUUUCUGAGGGAAAAGGGAAGACAGUGUAAUAAGCUGCUUCAUCUCCCAGCUCUGCAGAUAAAUUUGCCUUGAAACAGGAUGUGGAGAAGAUGGGUUUAGCAUUCCUGGUUAAGUAACUUGAGGUGAAGGUUUUGGGUACAAUUAUGGACACACGGUGUUUGGAACUUUCUCCUUACUCUACUGCUGAUGAUAAAAAUGACCUGGGCAGCCAGUUUCUGGUGGGUUAAGCCCAGCCGGUAACUCAGAACCAUGCAACCUUUGCCUCCUUCUCCCUCUGCCCCACUCUGGUUGGCAUGGGGAGGAGAAUCGGAAGAAUGUAAACCCUACGAGUUGAGAACAGUCCAAUAACUAAACUAUAAUGUAAAACUACUACUAAUAAUGAUAAGGGAAAUAACAAGGGGAGAGAAUACAAAACUAAAAUGAGAAAGGGAAAAAACCCACAAACAAUAAACACCAGUGAUGCACAACACAAGUGCUCAUCACCCGCAGACCAAUACCCAGCCCAACCUGAGCAGCGAUCAGUCACUUCCAGGUGACUCCCCCUAGUUUAUAUACUGGGCAUGAUGUGCUGUGGUAUGGAAUACCCCUUUGGCUGGUUUGAGUCAGGUGUCCUGUCUCUGCUUCCUCCUGGCUUAUUGUACCCUUCCUCACUGGCAGAGCAUGAGACUGAAAACUCCUUGAAUGGAGUAGACAUUACUUAGCAACAACUAAAACAUUUGUGUGUUACCAGUGUUGUUCUCAGACUAAAGCCAAAACACAGCACUGCACCAGCUACUGGGAAGGGAAAAGUAACUAUUACAGCUGAAACGCGGACACAGCUCUAGGUGACCCUGCUAGAGCAAGCAGGGUGAAUCAGAUGUCCUCCCUUCCAACCUCAGCCAUUCUGUGGCACUCAGACCUUUUUACCAUAUCACAUAGAAGGGAGAGAGUGCUGGUGAUAGCAUGGGGAAGUAACUGAGUCAAGCCAAGCUCAUGACUCAGGGCAUUGCACCAUGUUCACUCACAGAAUGAUCAUACUUUUAUAACUGUGCCUCAUGAUCCUGCUCUCUGCCGUUGUCCUAGAAGCCAUCCAUGCACUUUAUGGCCACUUUGAAUGCAAAACUUUGGGGAAGGACAGCUGUUAAAGGAGCAAAUACGGCUUUCAGGUUGGCACUUAGGUAAGAGACUUGGUUUGGAUGCCUUCUUGCACUUGGACUUGUAACUGCAGUGUGUACUUAGCUAGUUUUGUACCCUCAUGGUCCAAAAUUCCCCUUGAGAAAAAACAUUCUGGGGUUUAAAAAGGGUAAAUAAACAUGUGUUUCAAGGUC